Numida meleagris (helmeted guineafowl) is the source of this 2203-nucleotide messenger RNA. It is a transcript of the gene MANEAL, whose product is annotated as mannosidase endo-alpha like. Bases 161 to 1411 code for a protein of 416 amino acids. The transcript has 4 exons. Gene Ontology annotation, molecular function: alpha-mannosidase activity. The record is from RefSeq and is a predicted model, not a curated record. Gene Ontology annotation, cellular component: Golgi apparatus. NCBI's taxonomy places the organism in Eukaryota, Metazoa, Chordata, Aves, Galliformes, Numididae.
AGCCUGCAGCCACGGAGCGGGGCCGAGAGCCGGGAGCCAGAACGGCGCCCGGCCGGAGCGCGGCGUCCCCCGCGGGGCCGAGCAUCCUCCGCGGAGCCGGGCCGGACCCGAGCAGCCUCCUCCGAGCUGGACCGGGCCUCCGGCAGCGGGAGCUCAGGCGAUGCGGCGACGGAGGAGGCGGGGAGAGCUGGCCUUGCUGCUGGCCGCGCUCUUCGUUUUCGGUACGGUGCUGGCGCUGCGCACGCUCCGCGCCGCCGAUGCUCUCCCCGCCGGAGCGCCGGGGCUGGCCGAGCCGCCCGCUCCGCCCGGAGCCCACGGGCCGGCGGCGGGGAGCGGCCCGUCCUACGACCUGCACGCCUUCUACUACGCCUGGUACGGCAGCCCACGCUUCGAGGGCCGCUACCUGCACUGGGAUCACGCCCUGGUGCCGCACUGGGACCCCAAGGUGUCGGCCGGUUACCCCCGGGGCCGCCACCGCCCGCCCGACGACAUCGGUUCCAGCUUCUACCCCGCGCUCGGGCCCUACAGCUCCCGGGACCCCGCCGUAGUGGACGAGCACAUGGGCCAGCUCCGCGCCGCCGCCAUCGGAGUGCUGGUUCUGUCGUGGUACCCACCUGGCCUAGCAGAUGACAACGGGGAACCAUCAGACAGCCUCGUGGCAUUUAUACUGGAUGCUGCACAACGGUAUGCCAUAAAGGUCGCCUUCCACAUCCAGCCGUACAAAGGGCGCGAUGACCACACGGUGCAUGAGAAUAUCAAAUACAUCGUGGACAAGUACGGAUCACAUGCAGCUUUUUAUAAGUACAAGACCAGCACUGGCAGGAGCCUCCCGCUGUUUUAUAUCUAUGAUUCCUACCUGACACCAGCUGAAUCCUGGGCCAACCUUCUCACGCCGUCAGGCUCCCAUUCUCUCCGCAACACCGCCUACGAUGCCGUGUUCAUAGCGCUGCUGGUGGAGGAAGGGCACAAGAACGACAUCCUCUCGGCAGGAUACGAUGGCAUGUACACGUACUUUGCAUCCAACGGUUUCUCUUUUGGCUCAUCCCACCAGAACUGGCAAGCCAUCAAAACUUUCUGCGACUCCAACAACCUGAUGUUCAUCCCCAGUGUUGGUCCAGGUUACAUCGACACUAGCAUUCGCCCCUGGAACAACCACAACACUCGGAACAGAGUCAACGGGAAGUAUUAUGAAACAGCUCUGCAGGCUGCUCUCAUGGUCAGGCCUGAGAUUGUCUCCAUCACGUCUUUCAACGAAUGGCACGAAGGCACCCAGAUUGAGAAAGCUGUUCCCAAGAAGACCCUGACACGCCUUUACCUAGACUACCUUCCUCAUCAGCCCAGCAUGUACCUGGAGCUGACCCGCAGGUGGGCAGAACAUUUCAGCAAAGAGAAAGAGCAGUGGUUGAUGUGAGUUCGGGAUCUGCCUUCCUCAGAGACAUCCCGCUGACAGAGCUGCAGCACAGACAAGUGCUGGGCAGGCUGCUGAGCCCCUGGCAGCCUGCAAGCGCCCCAAGGACUGCAAGAGUCCCAGCUCUGACCUCACAGGAGGAAAUGUUACAAGGAGGAGGAGAUUUCUAAGCAGCAGUUGAGCCUAGCUUCCUGCAGAUGUAGCAGAGAAGACCUUUUCAGAGCUCUUCUGCAAUGCAUGGGGGUGCUGGCUUAGGGGCCCAAAGACCCACUUCUCUUAUGGUGUGUACCCUCUGUGACGUUUUAAUAGUUAGCUGGGUUCCAGCAUGCGUUUUACCUUAAGCCCUUAAGUCUGCUGCCACCACAGACCCCUCACUCCACUAGCAACUUUCAAAGCAUUUCCUUACCAGUUUGCUGCAAAAAGAAAUAAAAGUUCCUCUAAAUUGUCUACUGUAAAUGAAACUAAACUGUGCAGUUACAUACCCCUCCAGUUUACCCAAGCUCUUCUCUACCAAGAAGUUCUGUGCUAGGUGUCGCCACUAUGGCUCACUGUAUCCAAAUAACUAAAGAUAAUUAGAGCUGGAAUGCUAGUGGCUAUUCACUACUAAUGCUCUACAUGCUGGAAAUCCUAAGAGUUUAGAGCAAUGAAAGGCAACCAUCUAUACUAAAAGCUCUUCACUGGUUGCUUAGUGUACCAAGUUUUGAAAAUUUAGACUGAAGUUGCUUUAUUCCCUUUAAAAUCAAGAGGGGGAAAAAAAAAAAACAACACUUGCAAUAAAAAUACUGCUGAAAAUAC